GCACCACCUUACCUCAGCAAUGUCAUCUUGCCCGCCGCUUCUCCACUGAAAGAUCCGGCUUCAACAGGGCAGUAUGGGAGAAAUAGUGCAACUUUCUAAAAGCCUCCUACGUGUACGUGGGCCAGAUGCGGCCCGCUUUUUAAACGGACUCCUCACCACGCGCCUUAUUCCAAAUGUGGUCAAAAAGAAACAGCACACGAUCUCGGCCAAUGAAAAUAGACACCUUGGCUUGAACAACACCGUGAACUUGCUGGAAAACUGGGGGGUCAUGCACGAGGAUAUCUACGACCCGGAGCAAAAUAUAUAUGUGACCCGGACGGGGAUUUUCUCGAUGCUUCUCAAUUCCAAGGGCCGCGUGAUCAACGAAUGUUUCAACUUUCCUGUGCCCUUCCAUUCCAGGACUCCGGAGUUCCAGGAGACCGUGAAAAAAGGGCCCGACUAUCUAUUAGAAAUCAGCCCGGUAUAUCAGAGGUCACUACUAUCCAUGCUCAAGAUCCACAAGCUCAGUGCACAGGUGAAAAUCGAGCAGGCGGCCGACAUAUAUUCGUACUACUAUUAUAGCGAUACGCCCGAGUUUGAGGACUGGCUUGAAAACGUCCAACAGGAGUACUUCCAGACGGCCGAGCCCAGCGCCGCUCUCUCCAGCGCCGCUCUUUUCGUGGAGAAAGCAGGCUUCCUUCUGGCGAACUAUGCAGAUCACGUGGUUGGGCUUGCUGUGGACAACAGGAUCCCGAAUUUCGGGAUCAAGAUCUUGACCAACGUUCCAAUCGAUAGCCCGUCGUCGCUUCUCGCGCCUGAGUUUGUGGCCCGGUUCGGAGCCCGGCAGGUUUCCGAGGAACACGUGACAGAAAGAAGGUAUAUCAAUGGCCUUUUCGAGACGUCGGACGCGGCCAAAGGUCAAAGUCUUCUCCCGUUUGAGGCCAAUCUUGAUUAUGUCAAUGGGCUCUCACUCGAGAAGGGUUGCUACGUGGGCCAGGAACUUACGAUCCGCACCUACAAUGGCGGCGUGAUCCGGAAAAGAAUUGUGCCGGUGGAAUUUGAUCAGAACGUGGCGGCUUUGAUGGGGGGCGUGGAUCUCAGCACGGUUGAGAUUUCCCGGCCGGAUGCCUCUAGUGCUACUGAGCCUGCAACACCGUCCCCAGUGGUUGCCCUGUCGCCUUUUGGACUGACUGGUGUUGUUGGAAGAAGAGGAAAAUUGGCCAAACUAUUCUCUGUGCACGGCAGCCACGGAUUUUUGUUGGCAACGGUGGACGACGUGAAAAAAGACGGCAGAUUUGAAAUGAAAGUUGGGGGCGCCUCUGUUGGCUUGACGGCCUUCUUGCCGGAGUGGUGGCCCGAAGAGUAGACCAUGUAUAUAUUAUUAGAGGAGACCGGGGCAUACGAUUGUUGCUGUGAAACCUGCUGUGAUAUUCAAACGUGUGCUUGGGACUACCAUCUGUCAUUGCAAUUAAACACGAUAUAGAUUGUUCCUGGCCACCCGAUAGUGGCUCGUUGAACCUACCAUAUUGUGGUUUGCUUGGUAUGUGAAGUAUAUAGUAGCAUGUCUGCGCACAGAACAUAGGGAAGAUUUAUGGAAGCGAACAAGCACAAGCAGCCAUUGUCUGAGCAUGCAGCUACAAGUUGGGAG
Metschnikowia bicuspidata var. bicuspidata NRRL YB-4993 is the source of this 1627-nucleotide messenger RNA. RefSeq lists its product as uncharacterized. Lineage: Eukaryota; Fungi; Ascomycota; Pichiomycetes; Serinales; Metschnikowiaceae. Gene Ontology annotation, cellular component: mitochondrial matrix. The record is from RefSeq and is a predicted model, not a curated record. Gene Ontology annotation, molecular function: protein binding. The coding region runs from base 74 to 1345 and encodes 423 amino acids. The transcript has a single exon.